This is a messenger RNA of Gasterosteus aculeatus aculeatus (three-spined stickleback), 3591 nucleotides long. The record is from RefSeq and is a predicted model, not a curated record. NCBI's taxonomy places the organism in Eukaryota, Metazoa, Chordata, Actinopteri, Perciformes, Gasterosteidae.
CCGUUACCCUUUAAAUGCCCACGUCAAAGGCUCCCCAACAACAGGCCACAGGCAGUGAACCGUCUCAAGUCGCUAAGGCGCCAGUUUGAAAAGAGGCCUGAAAUGAGAGACCACUUUCUCAUUUUCAUGGACAAGAUGUUCAAGAAUGGUCACGCUGAGCUGGCCCCUCCUUCCGGUGUGGGUGGAGAACAGUGGUACCUGCCAAUAUUUGGGGUGUACCAUCCAAGAAAACCAAACCAAAUCCGAGUAGUCUUCGAUUCCAGCGCCCAGUACAACGGUGUGUCACUCAACGACGUGCUGUUGACUGGGCCUGAUCUGAACAACACACUGCUCGGUGUACUGUUGCGCUUUAGAAAGGAAGCAAUCGCUUUUACAACGGACAUAGAGCAGAUGUUCUAUUGUUUUUCAGUGAGGGAAGACGAUAGGAACUUCCUACGUUUUCUAUGGUUCCAAGAUAACGACCCCUCCAAAGACAUUGUGGAGUAUCGAAUGACGGUCCACGUCUUUGGAAAUAGCCCUUCACCCGCAGUAGCGAUUCAUGGAUUGCACCAGUCUGUUCAGGUCAGUGAACUCCACAUUGACGCUGACGUCCAACGUUUUGUGAUGCGCGACUUCUAUGUAGACGAUGGGUUAAAGUCCCUACCCACAGUCGAAGCUGCAGUCAACUUGCUGAAAAAAACACAGGAUAUUCUCUCCAAAUCCAACCUAAGACUACACAAGAUCGCAGCAAACAACAAGGAGGUCAUGGAGGCCUUUCCGGCUGAAGAUCGUGCAAAAGACCUUAAAGACCUUGACCUCAGUGCAGAUGCGCUGCCGAUGCAGCGUAGUCUAGGUAUCAAUUGGGACCUCGAGACCGACUGCUUCCAAUUCAGCGUCUCCGAUGAGAAGAGACCAUACACUCGACGGGGUGUCUUGUCAACAAUCAACAGCCUCUACGAUCCUCUAGGGUUUGUAGCGCCAGUCACAAUACAAGGCAAGGCUAUUCUGAGAGAGCUAACAACUGAGAAAGGUGACUGGGACUCGCCUUUGCCUCGAGAAAUGGAGGAAUCAUGGACAUCGUGGAGAACAUCCUUAACAGAACUGUCCCAGCUGUCUAUUCCCAGAGCCUACACUACAACUUCCCCCGCAACAGCUGUCAGAAGGGAAUUGUGCGUAUUUUCUGACGCAUCCACCAAAGCUAUUGCCGCUGUGGCAUACCUAAAAGUAACUGACUCUGCUGGAAAUAACCAUGUCGGAUUUGUAAUGGGCAAAGCCAAGCUGGCCCCCCGUCCUGAGCAAACAAUUCCGAGACUGGAACUUUGCGCAGCAGUGCUUGGAGUGGAGUUAGCAGACCUAAUCUCGACAGAAUUAGACCUUCAGCUCGAUGCUACAACCUUCCACUCAGACAGCAAGGUGGUCCUUGGCUACAUUUCUAAUGAAACUAGGCGCUUUUAUGUGUAUGUAAGUAACCGGGUAUUGCGUAUCCGAAGAUCCUCUCGCCCAGAUCAAUGGCGCUAUGUGUCAACAGAACAGAACCCCGCAGACCACGCUACACGUGCUGUCACUGCAGGCCGUUUGAAUGACACAAACUGGCUGAGCGGGCCCAAAUCUCUGUACACACCGGAGACCAGUACCUCAGAGAGCACCCAUGAACUUGUGGACCCGAGUGCAGACUCAGACAUUCGCCCUCUGGUAUCCACUUUGAGCACUACGACAACAUCCAACCAGCUCGGUUCUCAGCGAUUCGCAAGGUUCUCAUCCUGGAAGUCGCUAACUCGGGCCAUUAUUCGCCUCAUACACAUAGCUCGCCUUUUCAACAGCACCUUGAAGAACAGCCUUUGUAAAGGCUGGCAUCACUGCAAAACAGGAUUCAAUUUUGAGGAAUCUAAUCAAGCAUCGCACAUCAUCAUUCGAGCAGUACAGGAGGAAGCCUACAGUCAAGAGAUCAAAUGUGUCCAAAAACAUGAGCAGAUCCCUAAAGAUAGUCCUCUCAAAAAUCUGGAUCCUUUCAUUGAUGCACUCGGCCUUCUGAGAGUCGGAGGCCGCCUCCACAAUGCAAACCUUGUUCAGAGCGAGAAGACCCCAGUGAUCAUUCCUGGCAAGCAUCAGGUUGCAACCUUACUCAUCAAGCAUCACCACGAACAAAUCUAUCACCAAGGUCGUCUGUUUACGGAGGGGGCCGUCCGUACAGCUGGCUUUUGGAUAGUUGGUGGUAAAAGAAAGGUGAGCAACAUCAUCCACCAGUGUAUAACCUGCAGAAGGCUUAGAGCCCCACUUACAAUCCAGAAGAUGGCCAGUCUUCCAGCGGACCGUCUCUCAACAGAACCUCCCUUUACGAAUGUUGGGCUUGAUGUGUUCGGCCCUUGGAGUGUCUCUUCACGUAGAACAAGAGGAGGCCACUCACACAGUAAACGAUGGGCCGUAAUCUUCACGUGCAUGAGUGUACGAGCGGUUCAUAUUGAAGUCAUAGAAUCCCUUGACACAUCCAGCUUCGUCAACGCGCUAAGGCGCUUUCUUGCUGUGCGCGGCCCUGUCAAACACAUCCGCUCAGACCGUGGCACCAACUUUGUAGGCGCCUGCCGGGAGUUGAAAAUACCCUCAAACAUUGACAACACAACUGUGAAGACUUACCUGUUAGGUCAAGGUUGCUCGUGGACCUUUAACCCUCCGCACGCCUCCCAUUUUGGCGGUUCGUGGGAAAGAAUGAUUGGUCUUGCAAGGAGAAUCCUGGACGCCAUGUUCCUUCAGCUGAAGGACAAACUUACCCACGAGGUGCUGGUGACUUUCAUGGCAGAAGUUACAGCCAUUAUAAAUGGCAGACCUCUUGUUCCUGUGACAACCAACUCUGAGGAUCCAUUUAUACUCACUCCAGCUGCCCUUCUCACGCAAAAGGUGAAAGUCUUGACUGCCCCUACCGGAGAGUUUGGAGUUUCAGACCUUUACAAGCGCCAGUGGCGACAGGUCCAGCACCUGUCUAACACCUUCUGGGACAGAUGGCGAAAGCAAUAUCUCCCGACACUACAGGCACGUAAGAAGUGGCAUUCCGCUCAUCCAAACAUCAGCCCAGGAAGUGUUGUUAUCCUCAAGGAUUGUCAAGCACCAAGAAAUGAAUGGCCUCUUGGACGGGUAACACAGGCGUUCCCCAGCGAGGACGGGAAGGUACGAAAGGUCGAGAUCAAGGUCGCACGAACAGGAGUGACUAAACUCUUUCUUAGGCCUGUUUCUGAGAUAGUGCUUCUUUUCCCCCCAGAGCCCUAGUGGAGUGAACUGUCUAGGAUUUAUUGGGUGGCGUGUAUUCACGCCAAGCGGGGAGUGUUUUGUCACAAACGUUAAAUCAAUGCUAUGUUUUAUUUUGAAAACAGGAAAUGUGAUGUAAUUUGUCAGGUGAGUCAAUGAAGAAUAUGGCUCAGAACUGCUGUUUGUAUUGGUAGCUUUUCAAUCCAGUUGAGUCUGCAUGCAUCCUAUACCUUUUUGAUAGCAUCGUUGUUUUACUCUUUCUCAUGUCAAUAAACCUGUGGACAACGGACCAUUGUCUUCAGAGUCGUGAUGUCAGAAAAGAGUUCGUCUAACUGCCAAGGUGUAUCGGAGCGCAUAUACCGAGGGCGGCAUAGU